Messenger RNA from Oryctolagus cuniculus (rabbit), 1014 nucleotides. RefSeq names its product CD1a molecule (gene CD1A). Lineage: Eukaryota; Metazoa; Chordata; Mammalia; Lagomorpha; Leporidae. Gene Ontology annotation, molecular function: exogenous lipid antigen binding; lipopeptide binding; endogenous lipid antigen binding. The record is from RefSeq and is marked provisional. Gene Ontology annotation, biological process: antigen processing and presentation, exogenous lipid antigen via MHC class Ib; immune response; antigen processing and presentation, endogenous lipid antigen via MHC class Ib. Gene Ontology annotation, cellular component: external side of plasma membrane.
AUGCUGUUUCUGCAUCUUGCAUUUCUAAUUGCUCUCCUCCUAGGUGGGGAAAACACAGCUGGUUUUGAGAAGCCUAUCUCCUUCCAAGUCAUUCAAAUCUCAACUUUUUACAACCAUUCCUGGGUACAGAAUCUGGGCUCAGGUUGGUUGGGUGAGUUGCAGACUCAUCACUGGGAGACAAACUCUGGCACCAUCGUUUUCCUGCAGCCUUGGUCCAGGGGCAACUUCAGUAAUAAGGAGUUUAUAGACUUGGAAAUCUGUUUCCGUUCAUACUUCAUUAGAUUUACUCAACAAAUUCAGAAGUACGAAUUCCAUUUUGAAUAUCCUUCUGUGUUUCAGGUGGCAGCAGGCUGUGAGCUGCGCUCCGGGGAGGCCUCAGCAGGCUUCCUGCAGGAAGCUUACCAAGGAUCAGAUUUCCUAAGCUUUCAGAACAAUUUGUGGUUGCCGGCUCCACAGGGAGGAAGUGGGGCUCAGAAUUUGUGCAGACUACUGAAUCUAUUUGAAGGCUUCAAGGAGAUAGUGAACAGGCUCCUCAAUGACGUCUGCCCACGUUUUAUGUUGGGACUUCUUGAUGCAGGCAAGGCACAUCUCCAACGACAAGUGAGGCCUGAGGCCUGGCUGUCCAGUGGCCCCAGCCCUGGGCCUGGCCGUCUGCUACUGGUGUGCCGGGUCUCUGGCUUCUACCCAAAGCCUGUGCAAGUGAUGUGGAUGCGGGGAGACCAGGAGCAGCCAGGCACUGAGCGAAGUGACAUUCUGCCCAAUGCCGAUGGGACGUGGUAUCUCCGAGUUACCCUGGACGUGGCGGCUGGGGAUGCGGCUGGCCUGUCCUGUCGGGUGAAGCACAGCAGUCUAGGAGGCCAGGACAUCGUCCUCUACUGGGAGCAUCGCAGCCCCAUCGGCUUCAUCCUCCUGGCAGUUAUACCGCUCCUGGCUUUUCUGGCAGGUCUUGCGUUUUGGUUAAAAAAGCGAUGGUCGCACCAUGGUUCUCCAAACUCUCUUCUCCCUUUGAAGUGA